AUGACCACAAACCCCCUCGCCUACCGCACCGCCCAAGCCAUCGGCUUCACCGGCGCCGCCUGGCUAUCCGGCACCAUCGCCUCCCAAAGCCUGAUCACCAUCCCCGCCCUCCUGUCUCCGGACCCUGACCCUGACCCAACCCACCAGAUCCCCCGGACCUCACCUACAGCCCUGAAGAUCUGGAAAAGAAUCUCCACCGCCAGCACAACCCAAAACGCACCGGUCGCCGCGGGCACGGCCGCCGCGUUCGUCUACCUCGCUUGGACGGUGGCGCGGGCUGUCGAGCCGCCGCAGCUGCUGCAGUUCCUCAGUAGCAGCAGCAGUAGUAGCUAUGCCAGUCCCGGGCGGUGGUAUGCGGCUGCAGCGGUGUUGACGGUGGGGGUUGUCCCGUUUACGGGGGUGGUGAUGCGGGGGACGGAUUGUGAGCUUAUGCGAUUGGUGGGGGAGGGGGAGGGGACGGCGGCGGCGGAGGAGAAGGCGGAGGAGGAGGCGGAGAGGACCAGCGGGCUGUUGAAGCGGUGGGCGGUGCUGAAUGCGGUGCGGAGUCUGUUGCCGCUGGUUGGCGGGUUGUGCGGGUUUGCAGCCGCAGUGAUUUGA
Molecule: messenger RNA, 597 nt
Organism: Aspergillus aculeatus ATCC 16872
Lineage: Eukaryota; Fungi; Ascomycota; Eurotiomycetes; Eurotiales; Aspergillaceae
Product: DUF1772 domain-containing protein
Exons: 2
Coding region: 1-597 (198 amino acids)
Source: RefSeq, a predicted model, not a curated record